Molecule: messenger RNA, 1596 nt
Organism: Triticum urartu
Lineage: Eukaryota; Viridiplantae; Streptophyta; Magnoliopsida; Poales; Poaceae
Source: RefSeq, a predicted model, not a curated record
ACCUAGUUGAUGGACUCGUGGGCUCGCCAGUCGUUGCAACUUGAAACAUAUCGGAAACCUAACCUAAAAAUACGCGGAUCCGAUGCCGCCGUUUCGUCGGGACCGCGCCCAUCCCUCGGCGACGCCACCACCGUACACCAACGGGUGGCUGUGGCGGCGCCAACACCGACGCCGGAGCCGGCGCGCUGGCGCCGAUGGGAAAAAAAGGGAUCUGCCCGGAGACGUCCUCUCCGCGAUCCUAUCCAGCGUGUCCUCGUCCGCCACCGACAUCGUCCGCUGCGGGGCUACGUGCAGUCACUCGGUAAACGCCGUGGCCACGCACGCCGACGCCAUCUCCCGCUCUCUGCCGCCGCCCGCGCAAUUCCUCCCCCACCUCGCCCUCGGCUUCUUCCACCAGGAAGCCCGCGCCCCCCGCGCCUCCCCCGCGCUGCCGCCACGCUUCGUCCCGACGGAAGCCGCCCCGCGCCUCCUGGGCCCCCGCCCCCAGCUCGAACACGUCGCCACCGGGCUGUUCGACCACGCCCGCCCCGUCGCAUCCCGCAACGGCCGCGUCGUCCUGGAGCUCCGGCGCGAGGCGCGCGCCGACGGCCUUACGCUCAGCGUGUGCAACCCCAUGACGGGGGAAAUCUCCAUGCUCCCUCCGCUCUCCGGCGACCACUGCCCCGGGCACUACGUGUGCGCGAUACUCACCGGCGACGACCUAGACGUGCCCGCGCCGUCGUGCUUCUUCCGCGUGCUCCUCGUCUACAACCGCCGUAGCUUCACGGCUCUGCGCUCCUGCUCCUCUGCCGACGCCGACGCCGGCGUCGGAUGUCGCUGGGGGCCGGAAGAAAGGAAACCCGGCGCCAAGAUCAGCGCCAACAUGCUGCGCGGUCUUGGCCACGCCGUCGUGGUCGGCGGCGCGGCCUACUGGCCCAUGCACCACGAGGCGUUCGGCGUGCGGCUCGACGGCCCGCCGUCGGAGCCCAUGGAUAUGUGUCCGGUGCCCUACAGGCAGCCGCACUAUUACGCCGGCGAGCGCCUGCUGGGCACCUCCCCGGACGGGAAGCGCCUGAGCCUCCUCGACGUGGGCUUCCUGGGAUGCACGGACUUCUGCAUCAACAUCGAGACCCAGACGGCUGCCGGCGGGGAGUGGGAGGGGCACGAACAGGCCCGACUCAAACUCAUCAGCCUACCCGAGCUCGGGAUUACCAUGACAACGGCGUUUAAGCUGCGGUGGUUCGGCGAGAAGAGCGGCACGGUGAUAUUCACCGUCGGAGAAGGAGGAGGGUGCACCAGCCAGGGCGUCUUCAUGUUGAACAUCACGACGGGAUGCCUCGAGAAGCUUGCCGACGGCGUCGAGUGCCACGCGUGGAAAUACUUGUGCGGCUACGAGAUGGACCGCGAGGCGCUCUUUGCGUCGUCCGAUAGAUCGGUCCUGACUUCUCGCCAAAAAUAGCUCGAGUACCUCAGCACAUGCCCAUCACAACGCUUGUUUUUCUUUUUCGGGAAAUAAACUUCUGCCGUGUGUCUCAUGCAUGUGAUCUUGAUUUUGUUUCAUGGAUGUGUGAAAAUUGUACGGAUGUCUUUUGGGGUUUUUAACACAAUACAGAUGCA